GUGCGGUGGGUGAAUAACGUCUCUAGGCAACAAUGUGUCAACACACAGCCAGUACAGACAGCUCCAUCGAUGAGAGGUUAAAUUAACAUCGACAUGUACAAGAGCUACCAGCCCUUUAAUCCUGUCGCCAACCAUUUGCAGCAGAAAUGGCAAUCCAGACGCUAUUCAAACCACCUCGACAAGGUGCAAUUUGCCCACCCUGUAGUGGACACCAGGAGAAGGCGCAAAUCAGCAAAUUCCCAGUGUAAAAUGAAGAGAUUGCAGGAUCGACGACUGUCUGCUGCCAGGAGAGACAAUUGUCUUUUGGCUUCCAGGAUGAGAGACGAUCGUCUUUUGGCUUCCAGGAUGGCUAACAUCAAAAGCACAGUGAAUGACAGGAAUGAAUACUACUUUAAAAGUAUGAAUACUAGAAAAAGGAAGCAGGAUCUUAUGGUUAUCAGUGAGGAAAAUCAGGCCAUGUACCAACGAAUCUUAUCCCGAAAGUCGGUGUACUGCCGAGAGCAUUUUCUGGGUGACUGGAUGAAGACAAAGAUCUUGCGACAACACCUCUCCCGGUAUCCUAGGGAACAAGCAACUAAACAGAGACUGGAAAGGAAAGAGAAGAUGGUGUCCUUUGACAAACAAGACCAGUCUUCAAGCAAGUCAACCACUGGCAGAACCAAAGAAAUUCCUAGAGACCAUUUGAUUGCUGGCAAAAGGAAGCAGGAUCUUGUGGUUGUCGGUUGGCAAAAUCAAGCCAUGUACCAACGACGCCCAACCUACAAGUCUGAGUUCUCCCGAGAGCAGUUGUUGCGUGAUUGGAAAAAGAAGCAGCUCUUGCGACAACACCUCUCCCGGUACACCAGGGAACAAGCAACUAAACAGAGACUGGAAAGGAAAGAGAAGAUGGUGACCUUUGACAAAAAAGACCAGUCUUCAAGCAAGUCAACCACUGGCAGAAGCAAAGAAAUUCCUAGAGACCAUUUGAAUGCUGGCAAAAGGAAGCAGGAUCUUGUGUUUAUCGGUGGGCAAAAUCAGGCCAUGUACCAACGACGCCCACCCUACAAGUCUGAGUUCUCCCGAGAGCAUUGGUUGCCUGAAUGGAAAAAGACGGAGCUCUUGCGACAACACCUCUCCCGGUACGCCAGGGAACAAGCAACUAAACAGAGACUGGAAAGGAAAGAGAAGAUGGUGACCUUUGACAAAAAAGACCAGUCUUCAAGCAAGUCAACCACUGGCAGAAGCAAAGGAAUUUCUUCAGACCAGUAAAGCUCACAACUGAUAUUGAGAUGUUUUGCAAAUUCUGCUUUGACAUUUUAUACAAACAACAUGCUGCCACUAGGCCUCAUUGUCUAAAACCCUUAAGUGGCCUACAUCAUCUACAUCACAUGACAUGCAGCACUCUGUGUUUUGGAAGCAAAUAAGACAAGACAUAAUAUUUUUUAUUUAUCAUAAUUUAUCAUAAGGAACAUAAAAUUACAGUGGUAUCCUCAGUUAUGAAUAAAUACAUUUUUACCAAAAUAUAAUAUUUAUAUAACAACAAUAUAUUAAAGAUGUGGAUACUACUUACAUUAUGUCAGAAUGUGCUGACAUUUGACAAGCUAGGAUGAAAUGUGACAUAGGUUUCUUUGGAAAAAUAUCAGGUGCUUAUCCAAUUUCAAUUGAAAUUAUUUCUAUAGCACCAAUUCACAACAAAUGCUGGCUUGAGGCACUUUCGUCAAGAUGGCGCCGGCGCAGCUGGCUGCCUGCAGACACAGCUCUCGUCGUGUGUGUUGGUCUGUGUAUAUUUGCUGUAACCGAUUAAGGAUCCGUGCUUGAAGAACCCAUGGAUCAUCAGUUGGGCUUUCCACAAUGGCUGGAUGUGGUUCUGUCAAUGUUCUCCGCGUUCUUCUGCUACUUUUUAUACUAUUGGUUGCGGAGAACCUCGCCGAGCGGAGUAGCGGCAUUGUUUGCUCGCGUGAACGGCUGAUUGCGCUAUGUGGGCCUCUGCUGCUGCCCCGAGACAGGCCUGUGGUCCCAGAGGAGUUACGGAGGAGACGACGGGGCUGCAGGUCUGGAGUUACACGGAGGUAGAAGAGGAGACGGCACAGGCCAGCGGUACCGGCGAUUAUUGUGGGGAAUGUGAGGUCUUUGGG
Molecule: messenger RNA, 2114 nt
Organism: Xiphophorus hellerii (green swordtail)
Lineage: Eukaryota; Metazoa; Chordata; Actinopteri; Cyprinodontiformes; Poeciliidae
Product: trichohyalin
Exons: 9
Coding region: 94-1248 (384 amino acids)
Source: RefSeq, a predicted model, not a curated record